This is a messenger RNA of Trichoderma atroviride IMI 206040, 1152 nucleotides long. RefSeq lists its product as uncharacterized. Gene Ontology annotation, cellular component: Set1C/COMPASS complex. The record is from RefSeq and is a predicted model, not a curated record. Lineage: Eukaryota; Fungi; Ascomycota; Sordariomycetes; Hypocreales; Hypocreaceae.
AUGGCUGGCCCAACCUCCGCUGCUAAAAAGAAGAAGGGGACGGCCUCAACCGUUAAAAAGGCCCCCAAGCGCCCCAAAUCAGUGCGGGAGCCUAAAAAGCCAAAAUCUGCAAAGUCGACGGAAGCCAACAGUACCGCGGCAGAGGAUGCAUCUGAUGAAGACGACGAGUCUGAUAAUGGGCCAUACUGCCUCUGUAGAGGACCGGACGACCACCGCUGGAUGAUUUGCUGCGAGAGGUGUGAAGACUGGUUUCACGGAGAGUGCGUGCAUAUCGCCAAGGACGUCGGCGAGAGUCUGAUUGAGAAGUUCAUCUGCCCAAACUGCACGACGGACAACCUCAUGACACUCUACAAGAAGACUUGCACUCUAGGCUCGUGCCGCAAAGCAGCUCGCCUCAAUCACAGCCCACCAAGCGUGUUUUGCUCGGACGAACAUGCUCAGACAUGGUGGGAGCGCAUGCUGGCCAGACUACCCAAAGCGAAAGCCAGAGCCGCGCUCAGCGAUGAGCUCUCUCAAGAAGAAUUCAUGGCACUGCUGAGCAGCGAUCUUGCGACAAUUGAUGGGGAUGGAUCCUGGACUCUGAGAGCUCCCUUUUCAGGCCAAAAGUCAGAAAUGAAUGGCGAUGAGAUUGGGAUUGAAGAACGUCUGGCUCAAAUAUUAACAGAAGAAGAGAAGGACUACUUGGCUAAAAAAGCACAUGCUAGAUUCAAGCUGGCCGAAGAGACACUUCUCUGCCAAAAGAUGAUUACCCUCGUCGAACUGGUCCAAGAUCGCCGUCGAGCCGCCAUCAACGCGGGCUUAUUUGCGGAGGAUAUUUGCGGCUACGAUCAGAGACUUGAUACCAUUUGCGCACGAGACGCUUUUGCCGCUUUUGUCAAGUCGCCCGAAGGUGAGGCCAUCUUCCAGGCAUCAAAAGUUGGAGAUCCUCUCGGAGAGGGCGACGAGGUCAGGGGCAUGUGCGAGCGCAAGCGGUGCAAGAUCCAUAGCGGCUGGCAUAAGAUGCUAGUGCAGGCUGUGAAGUACCAGAUUAAGGAGUUGGCAGACCAGGCGGCGGAAGUUGGCGAAGAUGAGAGAAUUCUGAGAGAGGCCGCUGAGGAGAGAUGGAGAAGACGGCAGGCCGAGCAGAAUUGGGUCGAGGUGCUUGAUGGAUGA